Molecule: messenger RNA, 2577 nt
Organism: Lactuca sativa (garden lettuce)
Lineage: Eukaryota; Viridiplantae; Streptophyta; Magnoliopsida; Asterales; Asteraceae
Gene: ARC3
Product: GTP binding protein
Biological process (GO): chloroplast fission
Cellular component (GO): cytosol; chloroplast outer membrane
Molecular function (GO): GTP binding
Source: RefSeq, a predicted model, not a curated record
UAAAUGGUAACUGAGAUUCUUGUCCUUGCCUCCUUGGUUAUCCUCAAUCAAUCGCUACUGUAACUCUGAAGGUGGAAGUAUUCCGGUGAUGCGUCGCCGCUAAGUGUCGACAUGGCCGACGCCUCCUCGUGAACCCAUCGAUUUUCUCUUGAUAUUCUCCUGCAUCUCCAUGGAGCUCCCAUUAACAGCAAUCAAUAUCUCUAUCAGACUCUCUUCACCUUCACUCUUUCCUAAACGUUCAUUCGAUGGGCACUGUAAAUACCAUUGCCGGUUCCCCUUGAGAAGAUUACAAUUUAGUAGUAAUUCGAAACGCCUCCGCCGAAUCAAAUCGAGUUUCGACAAACAUUCGUCUUCGUCUACACCAAUAUUGAGCAGAGAGAGGGCUUUGAAUUUAUGGGAAGAAACUGAGGUUGUGGAAGUAAUUGGGAUUGGAAGUCGGAAGGAUGCAGUUCUUGACUUCUGUUUGCGUUCUUCAUCGCUUUCACGACGCUUACGGUUCUGGAAUAUCAUUGUGGAAGAAGCAUUCAAGGUGCAAUUACAACAACGAAUACUUGGGGAUGAGAUCACCAAAACAUUUGUGGAAGAAUCUGUAGCCAUGAAGUCACAUUCAAAAGCUGUUAUACUUGUAGCUGGGGCAUCUUAUGGAUCAGAUCUUACUGUUUUACAUGAUAUAUUUGAAUCGAUAAAGCUUGCAAAUGGCUUUGUUGUGACUAUCAUUCUGAAGCCUUUUAGAUUCGAAGGACAAAGGCGCCAAAACGAGGUGAAAGACCUGAUGUAUAAGCUUGAGGGACUUACAGAUUUCUGUAUCAUGAUUGAUGCAGAUGCACUUCUAGAAAAAGAUCUUGUAACUUUGGAUGAGGCAUUACAGAUUGCAAAUAAUGCUGUUUUAAUGGCAUUAAAUGCAGUUUCCAUUCUCACAUCUGAGUGCAACAAAAAGUUUGUAAGUAUACCACAUGAGAGUAUGAAAGAACUUGGAGUCACAGAUCUUAAAAAAAUUUUAGGAAGCUAUAAGGAGGCAAAAAUUGGAUAUGGGAUUGGUAAUGACAUUGAAGCUUCAGUUGCUCAAGCCAUAUAUGAUUGCCCUUUUCUUGGAUCCGGUGUAAAGGGCUUAAAUGGAAUUGUUGUAUUCAUCCUCGCCAGCUCAGCAAUCAUUAACAGGAGUGAUUUGGAUGGCAUUUUGCGUAAUUUUCGUCAAGUUGCGGAAUGGGAGGGCGAUAUUGUAAUUUCAGUAGUUCAUGAACCAGAUAUGAAUCCAAACUCAAUUGCAACGACCAUAUUCACUAUCGGUUAUAUCAAACAGGAGUCUCCUAAAAAAGACAGCAUAAUUUCUAGAAUGUUCCAAAGUUUUCCUUACAUUUUCAACAUUCUGAGACCACAUUCACACCCUGAAACAAUUCAAGAAAAAGAAAAAUAUAAAAACCAAAAUGUAAAUUCCAUCAAUGGUUCCCAUAAUUGGUCUUCAGAACUUCAGUCAAUAUUGACAGAUGCUACUACUGAUGCAAAAACUUUUUCAAGGGAUCAUGGUGUCACUGAACAAAAUACUGCUGAAGGAUCAAUGACACUUGAAAGGGAGCUUCUGAUUAACAAAAGGCCAGGGUUUCUUACUAAUGAUGAAACAGUGAAUGAUACAAAUAACUCUGGUGAUACUUUAAUGCUUGACAAUUUGAACCCUUAUAAACUUCCAGUUGGUGUAAAACUAUCAGGAGACAUGAAAGAUUCUCCCAAGGGCACAAGGGUCAUUUACCACCCGGAGGAAAGUAGUGAACUUGAAACGAAGGAUGAGAUUCAGUUUCCUGUAAGCAUGUCAUUUGAUGAAUCCAUUGAUGCUACUUCACAAACACCAAUGGAUUUUAACAGUAAUAAAAAUGGUGUUUCCAAGAAAAAUGGAAGACUUUCUGCUCGUGCUGCAUCUAUGCUGGAAUCUGAACGUGAGUCCCAGAAAAAGUGGAGUCCUGUGGUGGAAAUAAACUAUCGUGGAGGUAUAUAUGUAGGGAGGUGUCAGGGAGGUCUUCCAGAAGGAAAGGGUCGUUUGUCAUUGGGUGAUGGAAGCAUGUAUGAUGGGUUAUGGCGUUAUGGUAAAAGAUCAGGCUUGGGUACAUUUUGUUUCAGUAAUGGAGAUAUUUUUCGUGGGUCAUGGAGAGAUGAUGUCAUGCAUGGAAAAGGAUGGUUUUACUUUCACACGGGAGAUAGGUGGUUUGUGAAUUUUUGGAAGGGAAAGGCCAACGGAGAAGGGCGUUUUUAUUCAACAAAUGGUGAUAUAUUUUUUGGUCAUUUUAAAAAUGGAUGGCGAAAUGGUCAAUUUCUAUGUAUUGAUGUCAGUGGAUCAAGAUAUGUUGAGAUUUGGAAUGAAGGCGUGUUAGUAAGCCGUAAGAAGUUGGAGUCUGAUGAUGGUUUUGCUGGAUAAAGAUAUAACCUUUUGUUUUUUUUAAUUUUUACUAUGCCUCUUUAUUUUCAUUGUAGAGAGAUUCGUGUGUAUUUGUAUGUAUAUAUAUGAUAUAUGUAUGUAUCAACAAAUUAUAUUUAGUCAUUGGUAAGUAACUAAUAGUGGUUUUCUUAUUCAAAAUUGCUCUUUUUAAA